AUGAAGCGCAAAAUUGGAGUUUUCCAGCCAAAGUCAUGGCUUAUAUCUUACUUGAACCUAUGUCUCUUUGUUCAUAGCGCUAAACCAGCUCUGACACCUCAUAAAUACAUGCCAAUCUCAUCACCAAGUAAAAUUGUAGGAAAAUCGUCUUUGUCUCCAACAAGACAUACUAGUAGUAGUACAUACAUGAAUUAUAACCUUGAACGGAAAAUUCCUACUUCACCUGAUCAAGUUGCUUGUACUCGGUCUUGGUAUUCUUCUGAAAGAUCUAGGACCUCCUCAGGUGGUUCGAGUUCUGAUCAUACUUCUCUUACAUUUGAUGAUCAUGAAAAACUUGACGCAAUGCAACUUCAUACACCAUCUCCUGAGUUUCAAGAAUGGGAUCACUCUAUCAACCUUUCUGAUCCAUUGAAGAGUAAAGCUCUGAAAUCUAAACAAGAUGAUUUACCAGGACCUAAAGACAUACAAGCUAGAAUUACUUUAUUAACACAAACAGCUCAUCAUAUUGAAGGUCUAUUGAAAUCAGUUGAAGAAGAGCAUAUCACAAUAAAAAAAGCAGAAGAAUUGAGAAAUGAAAUAGUUUCUUAUCAAAUCAUCUUACAAUCUAGCUUAUAUGAACUGUCACACUUUCAGAACAAAAUUCAUUCUUACAUGACUGAACUACUGAAAUCACAAGCUGAUUUUGAAGAUUCUCUAGCUAGUAAAACAAACCUUGUUCCUGGAUUUGUAGAGGGUCUUGGAAGACUUGAGACUCAACUCAAACAAUCCUCAAUGAUGAGAUACAUUGCAACUCAGAGGGGAGAAAGUGGAUGGGUUAAAUCUUGGCUAGAAGAUUUGGGGAACCAAGAUCAACCCAAAAUCAUCUCCCUGCAAUCCUUGAACAAAUUAUCACAAGAACACUUUUUACCCAAGUUCUCUCUAUUCAGUAAUCAAGCAUUUGUGGUAUCAAUUUAUGAGGAGUUACUCUCAGGUUUUGAGUUAUCUUUUGCUGAAGAAAAAUUGAUUGAAAACUUUAAAAAUAAAGCUUCAUUAUCUACAUCUGAUUAUGAAUUGUUCAAUGAAUGUGUGAUCAGGUUUUUGAUCCAUCAGCUUUCACACAAUGAGCUUCAAAGGAAGAUAGAUGUUUGGUCAAAGUUGAUAUCCAAGAUUGAAUUAAGCAUAGAUGAAGAAAUGACAAUGUACAUAUUAGAAAAGACACAUUUAACUCAACCAAUAAGCUUGACUCAAAAUCAAAAUUUACAAAGUCUAAAGGUUAGAAAAGCCAUAUUUGCUCUCAUGAAAAGAUAUCUAAAGGCUUUAGAAGAUAUUGAUCACAGGCUUGAUUAUGUAAGACAAUUAUCAAAAGACGAGCAAGAAUUUUUGAAAAAGCAUUUUGAGAUUGAAUUGAUAGCUAUGAGAAAAAUGUUAGAGUCUUUUGAAAUGUGGGAUCAGUCACCUACUGAAUUACAAGCAGAAAUGAGGUUUCAACCUCAAGCGCGCCAACAUCAAAUUCAAAUUGGAAUUCAUUCAGAUCUUAACACUGACUUAAGUGUAGCUAGAGAUUUCAUCAAACACAUAGAAUCAGAUCUUUCAAAAUUAAAACCAAAAAUCAAAAUGCAACUCUUUGCACCAUUUCUAUCAGAGAUUAGAUCUGCUAGUUAUAUUAUGAGUUCAUUAGACAAACCCCAUCUACCAUUAACUGUGAUACAAAUCAUGAAAGCUAAGGGAGUCAAAGAGAUAAAUGAACUCUUUUCAUACAUGGUGAUUAACAAACAACUUCAGGUUCUAGAAGAAAAGUUGAGAUUGAUUGGGACUGAUGAUCAUAACAAUUGUAAGCCUGAAGAGAGAGUGAUGCUCAUGAUUCAAGAGUUGAAUGACCUAGAAAAGAAGCGGUUGAUUGCACUUCAACCUGAUGAAAGAGGGCAAGCUAUGUUAGAAUUGAUAAAGAGAUGUGAUAUAAAGCCCAUAAGUAGCAAUGAAGAUAGCCUUUUAGAAAAGUUGAAAGCAAGGGAUAUUCUUGAGGGGGAUGAGGUACACCAUCUAUCAAUUUUAGCCGAUCAAUAUCAGAAGGCCAUCAUAAGUACUAUUUCUGAGAAUGAUCUGGCCCUCUCACACUUCUUGUGGUUAGAGGACAAGGGUACACUGUCUGAAACACAUGAAUUACAAGAUUUAUUUUUAAGGGAUCCAUUUUUGGCCCAAGAGGUCAAAUUCACACUUCAAAGAAUUGCAUUCUCACCAAUGGAAAAAUUAAUUCUUUUUAGGAUCACUGAAAAAUAUAUGGAAGAAAGUUUAGAAAAUAUUGUUUUGAAUGAACUUCAAAACAAGUUGGUCAUCACAGGAAGUCUUUCACACUAUGAGAACAAGAUCAAAAAUCAACUUGAAAUGCCAAAUUGGAGACAGGAGCGUGAUAGUGAUGAUAAAUUCAAAGUUAUGAACCAGAUAUACAGAGAUCAUCUUCAUUCUAAGGCCAUCAACAAAGAUGAGAAUACUCUCUAUCUGAGGAUAAUACAAGGUGGAAGAAUUUCAAAUAAGAUGGAUAAAAUGGAUUUGGGUUUUGGUGAAAUGGAUGAGUUGAAAGCACUACAAUUCAAAAUUCAAAACAAUAUUGAUAAUCAAAUAUCAGAGAGACAGAUCAAAACCAUCCUCAAAAAAGUGAAGCAGAGGUCAGAUGUGAUCCAAGAUCUACAGGUUUUGAGACAUAAACUCUCGUUCAAUAGAAUCAAAAUGAAGGAAUUAGCAUUGAAUUUUGACAAACUCAUGAGAGAGUUUCAGUCACAUAAAGAAGCAGAGGAAUCUAGGAUCUCAUACCUCUACAAAAAAUACUUGAGAGCAAAGAACAGGUUUUCAAUGGAAUCUUCAAAAAAUGGAUCUAUCUCUCUACUUUCAUUUUCUUGUCAUCUCCAAACCUAA
Messenger RNA from Melampsora larici-populina 98AG31, 2889 nucleotides. RefSeq lists its product as uncharacterized. The transcript has a single exon. The coding region runs from base 1 to 2889 and encodes 962 amino acids. NCBI's taxonomy places the organism in Eukaryota, Fungi, Basidiomycota, Pucciniomycetes, Pucciniales, Melampsoraceae. The record is from RefSeq and is a predicted model, not a curated record.